UGGUUUGUUUUCUGUGUGUGCAUGCUGAUGAAGGUUCUCACUCAUCCAGGCCAUGGUAACCCAAAAGGGUUUCAAUGAAGGCAACUGGGCUUCUUUGGUUUCUUGAAGACAUUUCGCUUCUUAUUCAAGGAGCUUUGUCAAUUCUGACAGGAAUAUGGGAGAGUCAAGCUUAUAAAGUGUAGCUGUCUGUUGUUCCUUAAUGAGCUGAAACUACAUAUGAAUACCCCUCCUCCCUAUCCCAAAAACUCAAUGUCAUUAAGAUCUAUUGUGUUUGUGAUUGUUUUGAUCAGAUGCAGGAGAGUGCGACUUAGACUCAAAGUGUUUUGGUUUAACUGGAAAAGUGAAACCUGAGGCCUUCUCCUCUGUUUGAUGUAGGUAUUUAACUUUUUUUCUGCGUGUGGGUUAAUUUCUGUUACAGCCUGACUCAAGGGCAAUGACAAACAGAGGGAGACGGCAUGCAGUGCUUGUAUUUUAAAACAACGAUUUGUUUAACUAAACAGGUAAAAUGACUAAUCAAAAGUAAUAUCAGAUGGUCUGGAUUACUUGUAGAUAAAUGGAUUAUUUUUUCAUUUUAUGUUACAUUUCCUUUCUUGCUGUAAAUGAUGCUGUCCUGUGUUUACUUGUAUUCAUUUUAACAAAAGCUUUAACUUUUAUUUAAAAAUAUCACUAGAAACUCUUUAAUAGCAGCAGAUUCUUAUGACUAAAUAAUAAUAAUGAUAAUAAUGAUGAUAAUAAAUGAUUUUGUCAUUCAUUGAUCAUAAAGUUCUUGUGUUGUUCAUCCCAUUUAGUUUUUCUUACAGAAAUAAAGGUCAAACAUCAUCUGUAAACUUCUUUGAGUACAAUAAAAAUACAAUUUACACCAGUCACUGAUUGUUUAUUGAUUUUAUUAGAAAAAAGUUAAUCACAGAAACAGAAAUGAAGUCAUUUUGGAAGGCUCCUGGUAUCAACAUGGAAACAUUACUUCAGGCGAUCUUUACACAACACAGGAAAAGUCAGUUCAAGGCAAAACAUGUGGUGAUGUACACAAACUGAGGUGUGUGGUUCACUGGGUUCUUCCAGUAGCAGAAAAAGACGUUUUCCUUUCAGCAGCUUUGAAUUUUUCAGUUUUCGGUCUUGGACCUCAAGGACAACAUGGGCCACCGGACUGUGGUGAUGUACGUGGAGAUCGGCUGCUUCGUGGUCUGUGUAGCUGGAUGGAUCCUUGUUUGUUCCACGAUGCCGACCGAGAUCUGGACCUGGUCGGAGGUUAGCGGGCUUGUCGUGACGACGGCGAACUACUACUCCAACCUGUGGAAGGACUGUGUUUCUGACUCAACGGGAGUGUCGGACUGCAAAGGGAUUCCAUCGCUGAUGGCACUGAACUGGGACAUCCACAUGUGUCGAGCUCUCAUCAUCACCGGCAUUGUCCUGGCUUUCUUUGGCUCCAUUCUGGUUUUAGUGGGGAUGAAGUGCACCAAGAUCGGCGGGUCAGAGAUUACUAAUGCAAAAGUGACCUUUGCUGGAGGGAUGAACUACCUUAUGGGGGGGAUGUGUGCCAUGGUUGCUUUUUGCUAUUAUGGAAAUAAAAUCAGAUCAGAGUUUGAAGACCCCACCUACGUUGCUCAGAAGUUUGAAAUCGGUGUUGGAGUUUUCAUCGGCUGGGGCGGGUCGACUCUACUUAUUGUCGGAGGUCUUAUUUACAGCAUCUUAGCAGGGAGAGAAGCUUGCAGCUCAGGCCCAGAGAGAUUCUCACCCAGCCAGUUCCCCGGCUACACGUUUGUUCCAUCGAGGGUGAGCUACGUGUCAUCGGCUCGCACAGAGACCACAGAGAAAUCAAAGAGCUCCAGUGAAAGCAGAGCCAGCAGCAUCUCUGCCAUCUCCAGCACCACCAAAGUGACAGGCAGCCACGCCUACGUAUGACUCGUCUUCAUCUGAGGAAAAGAGAAGACCAUGUUUGAGCUGUGAAAUUUAACCAAUUGCACUGUUGUAAAAACCCUUAAAGACAUGUUUAUUGGUGCAGAUGUUAAACUUAAAUUCAAACCUUUUGAUCUUCAUUCAUUUGAAGGACUCUUGGAGAUUGAUCAGGAUUUCUACAAUAUUUGUUAAUCAAUUUUUGUAUAUAUAAACAUUUAAAAUAUACACAUAUUUCCAGUGAUUUAUUGAAGCAAAUUUCACAUGCAAAUUAUU
Messenger RNA from Nothobranchius furzeri (turquoise killifish), 2166 nucleotides. It is a transcript of the gene cldn10c, whose product is annotated as claudin 10c. Gene Ontology annotation, biological process: bicellular tight junction assembly; cell adhesion. Lineage: Eukaryota; Metazoa; Chordata; Actinopteri; Cyprinodontiformes; Nothobranchiidae. The record is from RefSeq and is a predicted model, not a curated record. Gene Ontology annotation, molecular function: structural molecule activity. Gene Ontology annotation, cellular component: bicellular tight junction; plasma membrane.